Symbiodinium sp. CCMP2592 is the source of this 1743-nucleotide messenger RNA. Lineage: Eukaryota; Dinophyceae; Suessiales; Symbiodiniaceae. The record is from the annotation of a GenBank genome assembly.
AUGGCUCCAGGCGGAUGGUCGCUUCUUGCAUUGAUACAGGUAGCCACCUGUCCCUUUUCAGUGGACGGGCGUGCCGAUGGCUUUCUCGUUGAGAAGAAGGGUCUACGAGCCCGCAGCCUGGAUGCAGAAGCCUUCAAGUCGGAGGUCCGAAAUGCCAUGGACGAGGCAUUGGGCUGCGGCGGGGAGGUCACCGAAGAGCAUCUGCAGGCGACAGAAGAGGAUCUCCGCAAGAUGUUUGUCACACUGCCAAAGAACAGCAAUGGGCGUCUGGAGAGAAGAUCGCUGAGGUAUCUCGUGUACCGCUAUUUUCAUCGACGCUCGGCUUUGGUGCUCCGAGGCUUCGAGCCAACUCGCCUUGUCAAUGAAUCAACGUGGGGUGCUGCCGAUAUUCUUAGUGAACAGGUGCCUGGAUUUGUGGAGUCAGUGCUGCAUUCAAGCCACGUAGCAGAGAGCGGAUUUGAUUUGCGAGAUGCUGCUUAUAUGGUCGCGACGCUGGAACAGCUCAUCUUCGACUCGGAGAGUGCCCUCUUGGAGAAGGUCUUCAACUUGCAGCACAAGCCACUGUCACGGGCGCUCUCCGAGCAGGGUCUCCAACAACUCUUAGAGGCAUACAUCGCGGUGUGGAUGGCAGGUGACGACAUUGUUCCCUUGCUGGGGAACAACCGAGAGCUCGGGCAGGUCUUUCCUCAUUGGGACCAGCUUCUGCUCUUCGCGAGUGGCCAGAUCUCGGCUUUGAACUACCUCCGCGAGAGCGACCCGAAGAUCAACAUCCAGUCUGGAGGUAAUGCUUUGCUCAAGCGUUACUCCUUCACUGAUGCGCACACCGUUGUAGGUGGUAUCACAAAGUCAUUCGCAUCCUACUGGGAAUCUGAGUGUCGGGCCAUGAAGCAAAAGCUUGUGAGCUUGGACAAGCGGCGAACGGGCCGGGUGCCUCUGUCCAAGUUCUAUGGCAAGUCCCUCACUGACGCUGAAUGGCGAUUCGGUGAGUCGGAGUCAUAUCUUCGGGAGCUGGGAGCCUUGGAUGAGACAUCCUGGCUGGGAAAGCAGGUGAUCAUCUCGAAUUACAUCCAGGGUGCCUCAAAUUGCAUCGUUACCGCCUCUCACUACUCUGUGUGUUGCAUCAACGAGUGCGAGCCGAUCAUGGAGGAGAUCGAGGCGGCUGUUGAAGGGCCGCUGGCAGAUCCGGACUUCAUGCUCUCUCUUGUUGGCAACAUGACUAGCCUGACGACGUUGGAGGACGAGGUCGACGUGCACUUGGAUGAGUCCUUGGUUUCGCAGCUCCAGUCCAUUGCUAAAGCCCAUGGCGGCAAGGUUCCGAUCCAUGGUCGGCUCUUUGCGCAGUGGCUUCACUACGUCUUCCCUCGCGAUUGCUCCUUUCCUCACAAGUCGGGGGCCGCCCAGUCGCUCUCGCCCACCCAGUUCGGCGAUGGCUAUCUGGCCUCCGACGACGAGAUGGAAGCCCACGCCAAGGACACCAAAGCAGAGAUUCCUCUUGCAACAAUGAAGAAGGAGGAGCUUCAGUGGAUGUCCCAGUGGAGUGAAGAUGAGGAGCUCAUCGCGAGCUACAGCGGACUGCUUGCCGGCCCUUCCUCUGUCUUCCAGGGUGGUGCUUCCAAAACUGUCGUCGCGCUGGGAUUUGGGCUGUUCAUGCUUGCAGCACUGAUUGGUGGUGUCAGCUUCAAUCGCAAGGUGCCGAAUCAGGACUUUCUCCUGCCGAGUGCCGGCAAGACGCACUUCGUCUAG